Molecule: messenger RNA, 630 nt
Organism: Lottia gigantea (owl limpet)
Lineage: Eukaryota; Metazoa; Mollusca; Gastropoda; Lottiidae
Exons: 1
Coding region: 1-630 (209 amino acids)
Biological process (GO): positive regulation of DNA-templated transcription
Cellular component (GO): nucleoplasm; chromatin
Molecular function (GO): ubiquitin-protein transferase activity; zinc ion binding
Source: RefSeq, a predicted model, not a curated record
AUGGACGUGGACGAGGAACUCAAGUGUCCCGUUUGUUUAGACCUAUUUCAACAUCCUAUAAUAUUACCAUGUUCCCACGUUUUAUGCCGGCGGCCAUGCGCUGAUAAUAUAUUCGAUUAUAAUUUUAUUCGAUGUCCCGUGUGUCGGGAUAGCUGUUAUGUGAGCGGUGGUAUCAACAGUUUACCUAGAGUUAUUGCCCUUGAAAACAUAAUCGAGAAAGUACGUGCAGAAAGAGAACGUGAAGUUAUAGCCACUUGUGAUGCAAGUAUUGAAACAGAAGACAAUUAUUUUUGUCAACUUUGUGAUAAACCACCUCGUCGCGCCAAGAAAUCAUGUUUGGAUUGUAAUUUAUUGUUUUGUAUCCCAUGUUUCCGGGAAUCUCACCCAAACAAGACGCCGUUUAAUACUCACAAAAUAAUAGAACCUAAGAACGAUUUGGAGCCGGAGACACUGUGUCCAGAACAUGGCGAACAGUUAAGUUUAUAUUGUAUGACGUGUCGAAGAUUAUUUUGUUUGGCUUGUGAAGAGAACGACAACCAUAAAGAUCACAAUAUUGCCUCUCUGUUAGAAGCAUGCACAGUUCUUAAGGUAAGGAAUUGUGUCUGUGCUUCUGGUAGAAAUACUGUAUAA